AAGUCUCGUCUGACAAAGUGUUCCAUCUUUCCCCCACCCUACUAUAGUAAAAAUUCAACGGUAUAUCGUGCACGGAACUAUGUUUGAUUUGUAUCAAUAAAGUUUCAACGUUGACUUAAAGUUUCACGAAGUCCGCAUCGUCUGGUUUACGAUUUGUUUAAUCAGCGGGUACACUAGCUAGCUCUUAACUUUCCGAUAUCUGUAACAGUAAUUAAAUGAAGUAAGUAGGAUAUAGGCCUAUACAGCAUACUUUUAUACCAUAGUAUGUGAGUGUAUUAUGAUACUACUAUUUAAUGCGGCAGGUUUUCAAUUGAUAAGGUUUAUAUGUUUGCAAAAAUUAGCCCAUAGACAUUAGGAAUAUGGCAGACAAAUAUUUAACAACCCCGAAGUAUGUAAAAGUCAAAGACGAGGCAACUGGAAUAGAAAUCGUUCUCCCUGGCGCAUGCAGCCAGAAAGAUUUUAACUCAGCAAGAAAAUAUAAAGCAAAAGACAGCGACGUGUUUGUGUGUUCUUAUCCUAAAACUGGAACCACUUGGUUGCUUACUAUUACAUGGCUUAUUGUUCACCAUGGGGAGGAGAUUCCUAAAAAUUAUACGGAUAGUAUCCCAACGUUGGAAUUCGACGGCUGUGAAAAUAUCGAAGCCAUUGAUGAUGGCGAAUUUCCACGAAUAAUCAAGACUCAUUUUCCAUACAAGCUGGUACCGAAAAAUUUAAAAGCAAAGUAUUUGUAUAUUACACGAAAUCCCAAGGAUGCUUUCGUUUCUUACUAUUUUCACGUAAGAGGGUUUAAUUCCGUUUAUCAUUGGAAAAAUCCAGAUCUUAGCAAUUUGUACGAAUUGUAUAUAAAGGGAGAGGUGACAUCAGGCCUCUUCUUUGACCAUUUGAAAAAUUGGUAUGCUCAUCGCAAUGACCCUAAUGUAUUAUUCUUGUUGUAUGAAGACGUAAAGCAAGAUCCAAGAAACGAAGUGUUAAAAAUAGCAAAGUUUCUCGGAGACGAGUACGAAAAAAAGCUUAAGAUGGAUGAUGGAAAAAUUUUGGAAAUUAUCUUAGAGCGUAGUAGUUUCAGUCAUAUGAAGGGAAUGAGUGCUUGGCAUACAACAUACCGGCCGGAAAACGAACCGUUUAUUCGUAAAGGAGUAAUCGGUGAUUGGAAAAAUCAUUUAAGUACAGAGCAAGCUGAUGGUUUAGAUCGUGCGCUUAUGGAACAUGGGAAAGAAAGUGGCAUCUCAAAAUUAUGGGACAAAUAUGCAGAAUUUUUGUAG
Ciona intestinalis (vase tunicate) is the source of this 1262-nucleotide messenger RNA. Lineage: Eukaryota; Metazoa; Chordata; Ascidiacea; Phlebobranchia; Cionidae. The record is from RefSeq and is a predicted model, not a curated record.